Rhododendron vialii is the source of this 2739-nucleotide messenger RNA. RefSeq lists its product as uncharacterized. Lineage: Eukaryota; Viridiplantae; Streptophyta; Magnoliopsida; Ericales; Ericaceae. The record is from RefSeq and is a predicted model, not a curated record. The transcript is spliced from 2 exons. Bases 1 to 2739 code for a protein of 912 amino acids.
AUGGAGGAUACCCUUGAGGUAUUCAAGCAAGUGAAAGUUAACAUCCCACUCGUAGAUGCCAUCAAACAAGUCCCAAAUCAUGCGAAAUUUCUAAAAGACCUUUGCACUCAAAAGAGGAAAAAUCGAACCAAUGUGUCCAAAAAGGUCCUUCUUACCGAGCAAGUGUGCUCUGUUUUUCAGUCGGACGCUCCCCUUAAGAUGCAAGAUCCUGGUACCCCGACUAUUGAUAUAGUCAUUGGAAAAUAUGCCAUAGAGCAUGCACUUUUAGACUUAGGGGCUAGUGUCAAUUUGAUUCCGUACUCGGUGUACGAACAAUUGGGGCUUGGGGAGUUCAAGCCCACAUCGGUUACCUUGCAAUUAGCUGAUAGAUCCAUUAAGGUGCCCCGUGGAGUAGUUGAGGACGUUCUUGUCAAGGUUAAUGAUUUUUACUUUCCGGCUGAUUUUAUAGUCCUUGACACAGAACCGGUGCAAACCCUUAAAAAGCAGACUCCAAUUAUUCUUGGCACGAAACACCCUCCAGUGGAGGAAGACUGCUUCGUAGUCGAUGUCGUGGAGGACUUGGUGGAGGAGGCAUUGCCUUAUGUUUUGACUGAUGACCCAUUGGCUGCUUGUCUGGCACACUUUGGGUAUGAGGAGUAUGAUAUCGAUCAGUCCAUUGAGGAGGUGAAUCUGUUACUUAAUAAUUCACCUCCAAAGUGGACAGCGCAGUUUGAACCUCUUCCCGCACUUUCUGAUGAGACCGCCCCUUCGUCUAUUGAGGCUCCACCGAAACUUGAGUUGAAGCCACUUCCGGCUAAUCUCAAGUACGUGUUUCUAGGUACCAAUGACACCCUUCCGGUUAUUAUUGCGUCUGACCUUUCUGUCACACAAGAGGGUCAAUUGGUUGAAAUACUUAAGCACUAUAAGAGUGCGAUAGGGUGGUCUGUGGCAGAUUUGAAGGGUAUUGAUCCCUCCGUGUGCAUGCAUCGCAUCAAUUGUGAAGAGAAUGCCAAACCAUCACGUGAGAUGCAACGGAGGUUGAACCCGAAUAUGAAGGAGGUGGUAAUGAAGGAGGUUGUGAAACUCUUGGAUGCGGGUAUCAUAUACCCCAUCGCGGAUAGUAAGUGGGUGAGUCCCACUCGGGUGGUGCCCAAGAAGUCGGGCAUAACUGUGGUCGAGAAUGAGAGAGGUGAGCUUGUCCCGACACGCGUCACCACGGGGUGGCGUGUUUGCAUUAACUACCAUAAGCUCAAUUCUAUGACUAGGAAAGAUCACUUCCCAUUGCCUUUCAUUGACCAAAUCUUAGAGCGGUUAGCGGGCAAAAGCUAUUAUUGUUUUCUGGAUGGCUAUUCCGGAUACAAUCAAGUGCCCGUCGACCCUGCAGACCAAGAGAAAACUACCUUUACUUGUCCUUUUGGCACUUUCGCUUACCGGCGUAUGCCAUUUGGUUUGUGCAAUGCACCUGCUACUUUUCAACGGUACAUGAUGUCUAUUUUCUCUGACAUGGUGGAGGAGUUUCUCGAGGUCUUUAUGGAUGACUUUUCGGUUUUUGGGACCUCGUUUGAUGAUUGUCUCCGUAACUUGAGCAAGGUGCUUAAGCGAUGCAUUGAGAAAAAUUUAGUGCUAAGUUGGGAGAAGAGCCAUUUUAUGGUUCAAGAGGGGAUAGUGUUGGGACAUGUGGUGUCUACGAGGGGGAUUGAGGUCGAUAAAGCUAAAGUUGACUUAAUUUCGCGACUCCCUCCCCCAUCUUCUAUUAAGCAGAUUAGAUCCUUUUUAGGGCAUGCGGGCUUUUACCGCCGCUUUAUUCGUGAUUUUAGCAAGAUUGCUAAACCCUUGUGCGAUCUCCUCGCCAAGGAUGUGCCAUUUGUGUUUGACGAGGCUUGCAUGAAGGCCUUUGUCAAGUUGAGAGAUGCCUUGUCCUCCGCACCUAUUAUGCAGUCACCCGAUUGGAAAUUACCUUUCGAAAUCAUGUGUGAUGCGUCCGACUAUGCAGUUGGCGCUGUCCUUGGCCAACGGGUUGACAAAGUUUCCCAUGCGAUUUACUAUGCGAGUAAAACCCUCUCCGAUGCUCAAUUGAAUUACACUACUACGGAGAAGGAGUUACUUGCUGUUGUUUUUGCAUUAGACAAGUUUAGGUCGUACCUCCUCGGGUCUAAGGUUGUUGUGUAUUCUGAUCAUGCUACAUUGCGUCACUUGCUUUCUAAGAAAGAUGCGAAACCUAGGCUCAUUAGAUGGAUUCUGUUGCUACAAGAGUUUGAUUUUGAAAUUCAGGACAAGAAAGGUUCCGAAAAUUCUGUGGCCGACCACUUGUCGAGGAUCCUUGUUGACUCCUCAUGUGACAUUGUGCCUCUCCAUGACUCAUUCCCCGAUGAGCAAUUGUUUGAGGUGUCGCAAGUUCGGCCUCCGUGGUAUGCUUUUAUUGUUAAUUACCUAGCCACUGGUGAGAUUCCUUCGCAUUGGUCCCGUCUAGAUAAGGACCGAUUCUUUUCUCAGGUUGGGCAUUAUUUGUGGGAGGAUCCGAUACUUUUUAAGUAUUGUGCGGAUCAAGUGAUUCGGCGCUGUGUCCCCCAGUGUGAGUAUCAUAGUAUUUUGACAUUUUGUCAUACUCUUGAAUGUGGGGGACAUUUUAGUGGGAAGAAAACGGCGACAAAAGUGUUGCAGAGUGGCUUCUAUUGGCCAACUCUUUAUAAAGAUGCCCACGAAUUUUGUAGGACGUGUCUUCUGUGCCAACAUGCCGGAACAUAUCCCGCCGAGACAUGA